Molecule: messenger RNA, 3113 nt
Organism: Erinaceus europaeus (western European hedgehog)
Lineage: Eukaryota; Metazoa; Chordata; Mammalia; Eulipotyphla; Erinaceidae
Gene: BRDT
Product: bromodomain testis associated
Exons: 18
Coding region: 182-2983 (933 amino acids)
Biological process (GO): chromatin remodeling; positive regulation of transcription elongation by RNA polymerase II
Cellular component (GO): chromatin; nucleus
Source: RefSeq, a predicted model, not a curated record
CUGCCGCUCAGUGGCCCGCCAUUAGGGUGAGAGCUGGCAGCGACGGGCUGUGGACGACGGCUACCCCGCAGCGCAUCAUCCCGUGCACACGGAAGGGGGACGGCUAGACGAGGUCCUUCUUCCACAAAAGGGAAUGUACAUGUAGACAACACUAGAAUAUCAAGAUUUGGAGUGGUGAAGAAUGUCCCUACCAAGUCGGCAAACAGCUAUUGUAAAUCCUCCACCACCAGAGUAUAUAAAUGUUAAGAAAAAUGGGAGACUGACAAAUCAGAUACAGUAUCUACAAAAAGUUGUCCUGAAGGCUUUGUGGAAACAUAGUUUCUCCUGGCCUUUUCAGCAGCCUGUAGAUGCUGUGGAACUUAAGUUGCCUGAUUAUUACAACAUCAUAAAAAAACCAAUGGAUUUAAAUACAAUUAAAAAGCGUUUGGAACAUAAAUAUUAUGUGACAGCUUCAGAAUGUAUAGAAGACUUCAAUACAAUGUUCUCAAACUGUUAUUUAUACAAUAAGCCUGGAGACGACAUAGUUCUUAUGGCACAAACUCUAGAGAAGUUGUUUAGGCAAAAACUAUCCCAGAUGCCACAAGAGGAACAAGUUGUGGGUGGUAAAGAAAGAAUAAAGAAAGGUACUCAGCAGAAUUUGACUGCUUCUUCUGUUAAAGAAAAACAAUCUGUUAAAGCUCCAGAAAGAAUAUUCAAGCAGCAAGUGAUUUCAUCUGCAUUUCCUGAAACAUCUACUUCUCCAUUAAACAUGACACAAGGUGUUCCUCUCAUUUCUGCUUCACAAACAUCAACCCAAGUUACAAGGGGUGUGAAAAGGAAAGCAGAUACAACUACUCCUACAACUUCAGUAGGUACAGAGAAUAGUGAAUCUUCCCCAACAUUUACAGAAAAAAAAUCAGUGAAAAUGCCAACUAUAAAAGAAAAGGCUGUUUUGCCAGAUUCUCAGCAACAAUAUAAAGAUGUAAAGAAUGCUGAAGAAAGUGAACAAUUACGACACUGUAAUGAAAUUCUUAAUGAAAUGCUAGCAAAGAAGCAUUUGUCCUAUGCAUGGCCCUUUUAUAAUCCAGUUGAUGCUGAUUCUUUGGGACUCCAUAACUACUAUGACAUUGUAAAAAAACCAAUGGAUCUUGGAACUAUCAAGGGAAAGAUGGACAACCAAGAAUAUAAAGAUGCAUGUGAAUUUGCUGCAGAUGUUAGAUUAAUGUUCAUGAACUGCUACAAAUACAAUUCUCCAGAUCAUGAAAUAGUGGCAAUGGCAAGAAUGCUCCAAGAUGUUUUUGAAGUGAAUUUUGCAAAGAUGCCAGAUGAGCCUGUUGAAAGUAUGCCUGUAUGCCACACCAAAAAAGAUAACAGAACAAAACUUGAUAGAGAAAGCAGUAGUGGACCAUCAUCUGAAGAUAAUUCUUCUGGUGAUUCUGAAGAUGAACGAGUUCAACAUCUUGCCAAGCUUCAGGAACAGCUUAAAGCUGUUCAUCAACAGCUACAGGUUCUAUCCCAAGUACCUUUCCGUAAGCCAAAGAAGAAGAAUGAGAAGCCUAAAAGGGAAAAGAAGAGAGAAAAGGUUAAUAGCAGAGAUGAGAACCCAAGAAAAAAGUUAAAGCAAAUGAAAUUAAAAGAAAAACCUAAGAGCAAUCAACCAAAAAAGAAGAAACAACAAGUUGUUGCUCUGAAACCCGAAGAUGAAGAUAAUGCCAAACCCAUGAACUAUGAUGAGAAAAGGCAGUUAAGCUUGGAUAUAAACAAACUCCCUGGAGAUAAACUUGGACGAGUGGUUCACAUAAUACAAUCAAGAGAGACUUCUCUGAAAAAUUCCAACCCUGAUGAAAUAGAAAUAGACUUUGAAACCUUGAAAGCAUCAACACUAAGAGAACUAGAAAAAUAUGUUGCUGCUUGCCUAAGAAGAAGACCACUAAAAUCUCAUGCUAAGAAAACAACGAAGACUAAAGAUGAACUACUUUCACAGAAGAAACAGGAUCUAGAAAAGCGAUUACAGGAUGUCAAUAAUCAGUUAAAUUUUAGAAAACGACAAACAAAGUGUGAGAAGACUCCGUUGUCCAAGACCAUUGGAACUGGUUCCCGACUGAGUGAAAGCAGCAGCAGCAGUAGUGGUAGCAGCAGCAGCAGCAGCAGCAGUUCUUCAGAAUCUGCAAGUAGUAGCAGUGACUCAAGUUCUUCAGACAGCAGUGAUUCUGAAUCAGAAAUGGCCCCUAAAUUUACUGGAGUUAAAAAGAAUAAUUCACCCUCUAAAGAGAAAUUAAAGCAAGUGCAAUCUUCUAUGAAAGAUACAACUUCUGUGAAAAAUACUCUUGUUCAUCAGAAUACAAAUUCAUUUGAAGUACCGCCAAGUCAUCACCAGUUAGCAAUGAAUCAUCAAAAAUCAGAAUAUUUACAGAGUGUGAAAAACAUUUCGCCUUCAAAAAUUCUAUGUCCUCCUGGUGAUUCUGAACAAUAUUUGAAUAGUCAAACUGUGACACAUCAGUCUGGCGAUAAGGAAACAAUAAUGAUUGAAUCAGAAUGUCAAGUUCCUGUGCAGAAGGAUAUAAAGAUUAAAAAUGCAGACUCCUGGAAAAAUUUAGGCAAACCAGUCAAACCAUCAGCUGUAAUGAAAUCAUCAGAUGAGCUCUUCAAUCAAUUUAGAAAAGCAGCAAUAGAAAAGGAAGUAAAAGCUCGAACACAGGAACUAAUACGGAAACAUCUGGAACAGAACACAAAGGAACCAAAAGUAUUUCAAGAGAAUCACAGGGAUCUUAGCUUCACUCUAGAAUCAUCUUCAAAUAAAAUGCAAAACAAAUGCCUUGGAGAAGAGCAGAAAGAACAUCAGUCAUUGGAAUCGCAAGAUAAAUCCAAACUCUGGCUUCUGAAAGACCGUAAUUUAGCAAGGGAGAAAGAGCAAGAGCGGAGAAGAAGAGAAGCAAUGGCGGGUACCAUUGAUAUGACUCUUCAAAGAGACAUUAUGACAAUGUUUGAAAACAACUUUGAUUAAAAGUCAAUAUUUAAAUUAACCAACUUAAAGUGAAUGAUAUGAAAGUAAAAUGAUUGCUUUCAGACACCAAGAUUCCAAUCUUAUAUUGUAUUUUGAUUGCUUUAAGAUGAUUAAACAAUUUUCACUAGCA